CUGCGCCCUUUCUCUUGCGACGACUCCUCGGAUUCAGGUCGUUCAGCUCGAACAGGACUGGGGCGGCUUCCGUAGCAGAGCGAACAGUUGGAGUGACGCAGGAGCGCCGAACGGGCAGAUCGCUUCUACAGUCAAGAUGGCGACAUCGGAGCCGAAAACAACUGAAACUGAAGAUCAACAGACUGACGGUCAGGUUGUUGCGAAUCCUGAGCAGUAUAUCAAACACCCUUUGCAAAACAGAUGGGCCCUGUGGUAUUUCAAAAACGACAAGAGCAAAAGCUGGACAGAGAACUUGCGUCUCAUUUCCAAGUUUGACACAGUGGAAGAUUUUUGGGCAUUAUACAACCACAUACAGCAGCCAAGUAAACUCGGCUUUGGCUGCGAUUACUGCUUAUUUAAGGAUGGGAUCAAGCCGAUGUGGGAGGACGACAGGAACAAGCUGGGGGGUCGAUGGCUGAUGACUCUCAACAAACAACAGAGGCACAACGACCUUGAUCGCUACUGGAUGGAAACGCUGUUGUGUUUAGUCGGUGAGUCAUUCGACGAGGCAAGUGAAGACGUCUGCGGAGCUGUGGUCAACGUCAGACCUAAAGGUGACAAAAUAUCCAUCUGGACAAGCAACUGCCAAAACAGGGACGCCAUCAUGACGAUAGGGCAACUUUACAAAGAGCGGCUCAACCUCCCCAUGAAAGCCAUGAUUGGCUACCAGUCGCACGACGACACGUCCAGUAAGAGCGGCUCCACCACCAAGAACAUGUACUCCGUUUGAAAAAGCUCCUCAUUUCAAUUUGCUGUAGAUUUAAACAAUUACCGAUCUGCAUCACCACAUUAAUUUUUGAGUUGUCAACUACUGUAGUGUCCUUUCCUUUUAUUGCUAAGAGAGUUGUUCAUAGCGUGUACAGCUGGAGCUUCUCCCAAUAUAAGAUGUCAGCAGAGCGGUUGUUUAAAGAAAAAGAAAAAAAAAAAACAGGGAGGAAGGGUAUCCGGCUUGAGAUGUUGUAAGAUGAGUAAGAGAACACACGAUGAUUUAAUUUUAGAGUUGAAGACUUCUGUGAUUAAUAUCAGUGACCUCUCCUAGCUUAGCUGAGAACAAGCUUUUUUUUCCCCAAUACUUAAUGGCUUGAGUUGUUUAAUUAAAAAAGACAGACUUAACUAUAGGGCCUUGUGUUUCUCUCAUGCCGAGUUCUCACUCUUUACAAAAAGUGUUUCUCACCUCACAGGAAAAAGAAGGCAGGCAACUCGUCCUCACACAGAACAAAUUUUAAGGACAAUUUUAACUUGAUUUAUCCACAAGUGUUGAGCAUGAGCCGGGCUUUCAGACGCACCA
Molecule: messenger RNA, 1327 nt
Organism: Oreochromis niloticus (Nile tilapia)
Lineage: Eukaryota; Metazoa; Chordata; Actinopteri; Cichliformes; Cichlidae
Gene: eif4e1c
Product: eukaryotic translation initiation factor 4E family member 1c
Exons: 7
Coding region: 137-769 (210 amino acids)
Biological process (GO): translational initiation
Cellular component (GO): eukaryotic translation initiation factor 4F complex; cytoplasm
Molecular function (GO): translation initiation factor activity; RNA 7-methylguanosine cap binding
Source: RefSeq, a predicted model, not a curated record